AACAUGGCGCGCUAUCAAAGUUUCAAAGUGGACUAUGGUUGCCUGGUGCCGGUAGAGGGAGUUCCCGCGCGAUGUUCAGUGAACUUCUGACCCAGUGGCACCUAUGAUGUCACUUGUGACCUUGGCGUAUUUGCAACAUGGCGCGGCGCAGCAUGAGGUUGGUGGAGUACGGGAAGCCCUUCCAGCUAAUGAAGGAGGAGGUACCCACUGCACCCAAGGGCGGGGCUGUCGUCAAGACGGAGUACGCCGGAGUGUGUCAUUCUGAUGUCAUCCUCAUGGACGGAGACUUCCCCAUACCUCUCAAUACUGUUCUUGGGCAUGAGAUAGCUGGCACAGUUCACGACAUUGAGCCUGGGCAGGAUCUAAAGGUAGGGGACAGAGUGGCUGCGUUUUUUCGUGGUGGUUGCGGAGAUUGUAGCAGGUGCGAGAUGGGGGAGCCAAUCGCAUGUCUUCAGGGCGUCAGGCGAGGCCUUGGAUCAACAGUAGAUGGCGGGUACUCGGAUUACGUCAUCAUCCCUGACGCCAGACUGUUGGUGAAGGUGCCUGACACGGUUACCAUGGAUACGGCGUGCCUCCUGCCCUGCUCGGGGCUGACCGCCUACAACGCUGUCUGUACCAUAGUGCCCACCGUUCAGGACUUCGUCAAGCAUAAUGGAGACUGUGCGGUACUGUUGGUGGGCGCUGGGGGGCUCGGCUUGUGGGGUGUUCAGUUUGCCAAGCAGCUUCUUCCUGCAGGAGUUCGCGUUGUCUGCGCUGAUGUGGAAGACGAAAAGCUGACCACAGCCAGAGAGGCUGGAUGUGAUGGGACUCUGCUGUGGAGAAAGGAUGUUGAUAACAACAACGCUGUGGCCGAGGCCAAGAAAGUUUGCGGCAGCCUCGGUGGUUUUGCGGCGGCCAUAGACUUCGUCAACGUGCCAGCUACCUUUGAGCGUGUUGAGAAGAUAUUAGCACAGGGAGGCAUGCACGUUUUGGUGGGUUUGAUGGGAGUCGGUGCCCCGGCUUCCGUGCCGCUGAUGCCGUACGUGAUGAGUUGUCAUCAGAUGGCCUCUUUGCGCGUGGGAUCGCUGCCACAACUCAAGGAUCUCAUGGCUCUCGUGGCACAGGGGAAGAUCAAGCCACCGCCCAUUUCCCAUCAUCCCUUGGAGAACGUCUAUGACGUCCUGGUGGAUCUGAAGGCUGGAAAGGUCAAAGGUCGCGCGGUUGUGAAGCUGUGAUUGAUGGGAGAUCUGGAAAGAUUUGAAACAACCCAUGUUUAUAAUUUCAAAAUCCGACGAGCUAUAGCAGAGUAUUCCUAAUUUUAGCUUCAAUAUGUAUAAUCAACAUUAUGGAAGAUAUGUAAUCUUUGACUACUAGUUUAUAUAAACGGAAGACCGAAAAAUGUCAUUUACGUCCUCAACAUGUUGAUUUUUGAACGUUGAAUAAAGUCGAUUGUUAUCUUCUUG
This is a messenger RNA of Branchiostoma floridae (Florida lancelet), 1442 nucleotides long. RefSeq names its product alcohol dehydrogenase-like. The transcript has 10 exons. Bases 138 to 1214 code for a protein of 358 amino acids. Lineage: Eukaryota; Metazoa; Chordata; Leptocardii; Amphioxiformes; Branchiostomatidae. The record is from RefSeq and is a predicted model, not a curated record. Gene Ontology annotation, molecular function: oxidoreductase activity.